CUUUUUCCAAAAAAAGCAAAACAACUCUCAAAUGUGGAGUGGGCGGCACUCCGAAUGGGCAUCACUCUGCUGACAGUUAACACUGCUCCCUCCUUUUCCUCUACAAUUCUGCAGAGUAACCUGAUCCAUUCCCUGGGGCUGAGCCACCACCUGAUUGCACUGAAUUUUAUCAUCCUUUCCUUUGGCAAGAAAAGCGCACAGUCCUCUGCACACGUGAAGGUGACGGACACGGACUUCGAUGGGGUGGAGGUCCGAGUGUUUGAAGGCUCUCCAAAACCCAAUGAGCCACUGAGACGCAGUGUGGUCUACAUCCACGGUGGAGGCUGGGCCUUGGCAAGUGCAAAAAUCAGCUAUUAUGAUGAACUGUGCACCACAAUGGCAGAAGAACUGAAUGCCGUCAUCGUCUCCAUCGAGUACAGGCUAGUUCCACAGGUUUACUUUCCAGAGCAAAUUUAUGAUGUGAUGCGUGCCACAAAAUACUUCCUGAAGCCAGAAGUCUUAGAGAAGUACAAGGUUGAUCCAGGCCGAAUCGGCGUCUCUGGUGACAGUGCUGGUGGGAAUUUGGCUGCUGCCCUUGGACAACAGUUUACGUAUGUUGACAGCCUAAGAAGUAAGCUCAAACUGCAAGCUUUAAUCUACCCAGUCCUCCAAGCUUUGGAUUUCAACACACCCUCUUACCAGCAAAACAAGAAUACCCCAAUCCUGCCCCGCCACGUCAUGGUCAAGUACUGGGUGGACUACUUCAAAGGCAACUAUGACUUCGUGCAGGCGAUGAUCGUGAACAAUCACACCGCACUCGAUGUGGAUAGGGCUACCGCCCUCAGGGCCCGUCUCAACUGGACAUCUCUGUUGCCCGAGUCCAUCACAAAGAGCUACAAGCCUGUCAUGCAGACCACGGGCGAUGCCAGGAUCGUCCAGGAGAUCCCUCAGCUGCUGGAAGCCUCUUCCUCCCCACUCAUUGCAGACCAGGAGAUGCUUCAGUACCUCCCGAAGACUUACAUCCUCACCUGUGAGCACGAUGUGCUCCGAGACGAUGGGAUCAUGUACGCCAAGCGCUUGGAGAGGGCUGGUGUGGAUGUGACCCUGGACCACUUCGAGGAUGGCUUCCAUGGGUGCAUGAUUUUCACAAGCUGGCCUACCAACUUCUCUGUGGGAAUCCGGACUAGGAAUAGUUACAUCAAAUGGCUGGAUCAAAAUCUGUGAAGGAGCAAGCUCAUUGGGCGUCUGAACUCUCCUGAUUUCCUGUGUUUUUGCUUUGGAAAGAUGUACUUUGCCAUCAUCCACGAUCCCCAACUCCCCACCCUCAUUUUGGUUUUUGGAAUCUGUACCCUACAGACUUUAUGAUAAUCAUCAGAACUUGGUUCCCAAACUGGGCCAUUCUGUUUCCUCUUUACCGUAGCCCAGGGCAGUGAAUGACCACAGUUGGAAAAGGAGGGCGGAGCUAGACAGAGCUUCCCAUCCUGCCUCCCUGUUCCUAUCAGAAGCAGAUUUUACAGCUGUGGGUGAGGUAGUAACUUUCAAGGAACUAAGAAAACAUGAGCUCUUCUUCAACUCACUCAAGCUGACUUUGGGUGCAGAGUGGGGCUCAAUGCCUUUCUUGCUUGAGCGUGUAGAUUUUAUGAGACAGAUAAGUUUAGUUGGGUUGAAAAGGUACUUGAAAGUUACUUUCUACUAUUACUAGAAAAUAUGAAGCUGCACAUACUGGAUAUCUAUUUAAGAAAACCUUUUGAGAACACACAUUUAGAUUUAGAGUAAAUUUCCUAUUAUGAAAUAAUAAGGACAGUGAAACAG
Messenger RNA from Nannospalax galili (Upper Galilee mountains blind mole rat), 1791 nucleotides. It is a transcript of the gene Nceh1, whose product is annotated as neutral cholesterol ester hydrolase 1. The record is from RefSeq and is a predicted model, not a curated record. NCBI's taxonomy places the organism in Eukaryota, Metazoa, Chordata, Mammalia, Rodentia, Spalacidae. Gene Ontology annotation, molecular function: carboxylic ester hydrolase activity. Gene Ontology annotation, cellular component: membrane. Bases 55 to 1203 code for a protein of 382 amino acids. The transcript is spliced from 4 exons.